Molecule: messenger RNA, 3889 nt
Organism: Larimichthys crocea (large yellow croaker)
Lineage: Eukaryota; Metazoa; Chordata; Actinopteri; Sciaenidae
Product: pro-opiomelanocortin
Exons: 5
Coding region: 2913-3623 (236 amino acids)
Biological process (GO): neuropeptide signaling pathway
Cellular component (GO): extracellular region
Molecular function (GO): neuropeptide hormone activity
Source: RefSeq, a predicted model, not a curated record
CUGCUGGACUGGAGGGAUCCAGACGAGACUGGACACUCUCAGGGUGGAGCCUGCUGGAGUCCGAUGGUUGAGUCCAGGUCUGAGGAAGUAUUCCUGUGAACUCACAGUCGACACAAACACAGUAUACAGAGAGAUUAAACUGUCUGACAACAACAGGAAGAUGACACGUGUGGAGGAGGUUCACUCAUAUCCUGAUCAUCCAGACAGAUUUGACCACUGGCCUCAGCUGCUGUGUAGAACUGGUCUGACCGGUCGCUGUUACUGUGAGGUCGAGUGGAGAGGAAGAGUUGAUGUAUCAGUGAGUUACAGAAGAAUCAGAAGGAAAGGAGUCAGUGAUGACUGUGUGUUUGGAUGGAACGAUCAUUCCUGGAGUCUGAGCUGCUCUGAUGGUGGUGGUUACUCUGUCAGUCACAAUAACAGAUCAACAUCCAUCUCCUGCUCCUCCUCCUCCUCCUCCUCCUCCUCCUCGUCCUCGGUCUCUCACAGAGUAGCAGUGUAUGUGGACUGUCCUGCUGGCUCUCUGUCCUUCUACAGAGUCUCCUCCGACACACUGAUCCACCUCCACACCUUCAACACCACAUUCACUGAACCUCUUUAUCCUGCGUUUGGACUCUGGUGGCCUGUUUCUGGUUCUGAUUCUUCAGUGUCUCUGUGUGUUCUGUAGGACGGAGAGUCUCCUCCUGUUGGACAAACAUUGUCUCUGCUGAACAGAUCAGUUGAGUGUGUCCAGGAUCACACAGCUGAUGUUCUUUCUGUCCCACACCAUGUGUCCCUGGUUAGAUUCUGGUGGGGCCCUUUGAUUUUAUUUGGUUGCGUUUGAUUAUCAACUGUCACAUAAUUGAUUUAGAUGUAAUGAAGCUCUUUUUUUCAUAACUCAUAAUCCAUUAAUUGUCAGAAGAUAUCUUAGUUCUUCUGUGCGUUGUGAAGGCUGUUUGAUCCUCAUGAGGUCAAUUUUGAAGGUCCAAGUGAAAAGCUCUCAGAAAGACAGAUCAGCUGCCACCAACCUGUUUUCUCAGGGAGGCAAAGUCCUACUUUGGUGUCUAGAGGAUGUGGGUUCAGUUCAGUUGAAUUUUAAGGUCUAUGUUCAAAGGACAGAGUGAAAAGUGCUGAGAAGGAGUGAACACCUAUGUCUGCUCCAACAGCUGAGGAUGGUAGAGAAAUGCUUUGAGGUUCAGAGGACGUGGGUUUGAUCCUUAUGAGCUGCAGCGAACUUUAAAGUCCAACACCCAAAGUAAAGACUUAAGGCGCUCAGAGAAGAGGUCUCAGCAGCAAGGGGGAUUUGGUGGCAUGGUGUGUUCGUUUCAGGACUGCAAGGCUCCAGUAGUGGAGGUGGAAAGCCAGGCACCUGGAACUGGAUGGUUGCUUGUUUGGGAAACUGUGGUUUGAUUCUUGGCAGAAUUUUGAGGUCCAGGUCCAAAAGAAAGACUGAAAACCACAAAGAACUAAUGCUCAGCUGUGUAAGCCACUAGCUCUGCUUUGAAGUUCAGAGGUCAUGGGUUCAAUCCUUACAAGUCCAACAUCCACUGUAGACUUAAAAUCGCUCACGGGCGAAGUCUGACAACGAGAGGCAGUUGGUGGCCUGGUGGGUUUGUUUCACAACCGCAAGGUGCAAGUGACGCAACACUACUACUAGAAAUACAUGGAGAUACAUACAGUCUACCAUGGACUGUGGUUUGUUGACAGUCAGUACCUGAAGUAACGAGGUACAGACAUUAGAGAGUGAAACUAAAAACCAACAAACUUAACAACUACAUCAGCUCUGAGGCAACAGGUCAAUGGCAGGUGGAUUGGUGGCAUAGUGUCCCUCACAAGCUGUUUCCUGUUUUAUUUUGUAGUUCUCUCCUGUCUGUGUCUUAUCUUAUUCUACUUCCUGUCUUGUUUUUUUUACUGCAUGUCUUUACAUCCUGUGUUCCCUUUGCGUCCCUCCCCAGUGUUUUUUCCUCGUGUGCUUUAUGGUUAGUGGUUUCGUAUCUUCUCUGUUUCUUGACCCUGCCUUUGCCUUUUUGGAUUAUUUGCCUGGAUUUCCAGCUGCUUUUUGUUUUUGUUGCCUUGCCACACCUGCCCGCAUGUGGGUCCAUUCCUGAACCCCCCACCCUCCAUCAUGACACAAGCAGGACCAGCUGAAAUUAUAAUGAAAAGAUAUUUGAACUAUGAGUGUGAUCAGAGCAAACAAGGACUGUUCGUACACAUUCCCUGAUGUUUUCACAAAAAGUGUGUUUUAAAAAAAUGAAUGAAACAUUCACAGACGUGACUAAUGACUGCAGCUGGUGAAUAAAGUGCUUCCGCUUGUGAUAAUGUGUCCAGCUCGUCUGACUUUUGCUUCAUCAUGAGGCUUUCUUCCUGUGUGUGUGUGUGUGUGUGUGUGUGUGUGUGUGUGUGUGUGUGUGUGUGUGUGUGUGUGUGUAACUGUACACCCUGACCCGCAGGUCUGAAUCCCGUCUCCUCUCCGAUGAUGACAUGUCAGUUUGGUGUUAAUCUGCUAAACCUGCCGUCUGACAUUUAACACAGCGAGCUGGUGAACACAGAUUUACACGGUUUGACGUGUGUUGUUUUAAAAAGACAAAUCUGACGUGAAUCAUAAAUCAUCGUGUUCCAAACUCAAAGAAUCGACGUUAUGAUCGCUGUCACGAGAAACUUCAGCUGAUGGCUUUUCACUGGACGGAGGAGGAGGGGUGAUCUUUCAUUGAUUGACCAUCAUAAGUGUGUGCUUACACGCAUGAAUGAGUGUGUGUGUGUGUGUGUGUGUGUGUGUGUGUGUGUGUGUUUGUGUGUGUCCUUGGCUGAGAGUAUAAAAGUCGUCUGAAAUCGUCGGAGUGACAGAAGAGGAGAGAAACGACAAAUCUCCAUCCGACGACAUCGAACAACAAGAAAACGACUGCAAUAAGAGAAAGAAGAAGACAGAGUGGAGAAGAAUGUGUCCUGCGUGGCUGUUGGUGGCUGUGCUGGUUGUGGGCGUGGCCAGAGGAGCUGUCAGUCAGUGCUGGGAGCAUCCGAGCUGUCAGGUGCUCGACUCUGAGAGCAGCAUGAUGGUAACACACGAUCCAACCUUUACCAACCUUUACUUCACCGUGUCCUACCUUCACUUGUCUCCUUUCCUUCUCCUGCAGGAGUGCAUCCAGCUCUGUCACUACAACCUCACCGCAGAGACCCCCGUCAUCCCAGGCAGAGCCCACCUCCAGCCUCCACCUGCGUCAGACUCCUCCUCCUCUCCUCAGGUAAAACGCUCCUACUCCAUGGAGCAUUUCCGCUGGGGGAAGCCCGUCGGCCGGAAACGCCGCCCCGUCAAAGUCUACACCUCCAACGGCAUGGAGGAGGAGUCCGCCGAGGUUUUCCCAGGAGAGAUGAGGAGGCGGGAGCUGGCCAGUGAGUUGUUAUCAGCAGCAGAGGAGGAGGAGGAGGCGCAGGAGGUGAUGGAGGAGGUGGAGGAAGACCAGCAGCAGCUUCUCAGGGACGUCCAGGAGAAGAAAGACGGUUCGUACAAGAUGAAGCACUUUCGAUGGAGCGGCCCACCGGCCAGCAAACGCUACGGAGGCUUCAUGAAGAGCUGGGACGAUCGCAGCCAGAGGCCGCUGCUCACGCUCUUCAAGAACGUCAUCAACAAAGACGGACAGCAGCAGAAGUGACAGACAAACGGUGACCAACGAAAGCUCUGUACCUUUAUCUGAAUGACUGAGAGAGAGAGAGAGAGAGAGAGAGAGAGAGGUUUUGAUAUUUUUGUGAUUCCUGUAAAUACCUGUAAAUGAUAUAAAAACAGAGUUAUUUGCAAGCAAAGGACGAGUCACGUCUUUCUUUGACUCAGACAUGCAGGUAACGUCUUACCUGAAACCCACAGCAGACACAUUCAGAGAACAGUGUCGAACCCUGAAGUCAAACUUUGAAACUACAACAC